Molecule: messenger RNA, 4000 nt
Organism: Diceros bicornis minor
Lineage: Eukaryota; Metazoa; Chordata; Mammalia; Perissodactyla; Rhinocerotidae
Gene: ZBP1
Product: Z-DNA binding protein 1
Exons: 7
Coding region: 1775-3391 (538 amino acids)
Biological process (GO): positive regulation of type I interferon-mediated signaling pathway
Cellular component (GO): nucleus
Molecular function (GO): RNA binding; double-stranded RNA adenosine deaminase activity; DNA binding
Source: RefSeq, a predicted model, not a curated record
AGGGGUCUGGGGAGGGGUGCCGUGCAGGUAGGAGUCCAGGGCACUGGGUAACCUCAUCUACCUUCUUCCCCAUUGGCUUCUCCCUUUCUUUACCAACCUGUCGCUCACACCUGGUCCAUGUCACAGCUUCCGGUCACUGAGGUCUCUGUGCAGGAGGCCAGCCCCGCCCUUCCGGUUUGGCCUUCACCCACACCUGCUCCCCAAGCCUGCUUGCCCUUUGUGGUCAGGGCAGUGGAGGAGGAGGGAGGGGAAGAGGCUACCCGGGGGCAGGCUUUCCAAGAAUCAAAACUCUUUUCAAGAAAGGCAAAGCCAGGGUCUGGCCCGGUGGCAUAGUGGUUAAGUGCCCGCGCUCUGCUUCAGCAGCCUGGGGUUCGCAGGUUCGGAUCCCGGGCGCGCACCAGCGAUCCGCUUGUCGGGCCAUGCUGUGGCAGCGUCCCAUAUAAAGUGGAGGAAGAUGGGCACAGAUGUUAGCCCAGGGCCAGUCUUCCUCAGCAAAAAGAGGAGGAUUGGUAACAGAUGUUAGCUCAGGGCUAAUCUCCCUCACACACAGAAAAAGAAAUGCAGAGCCAGGUGUGUAGUUAGUUGGACAGGGAUCCCCUGGCCGCUGGGGUAGAAUUUGGGGGGUGACAGGGCGGGUGCCGCCAGGUGUUCUAAUGGCACCUCUAAUUGCAAGGAUGGAAACAUCCUGACCGCAGGGCGAGCCACAGCGCCCAGCUGUCGAGUCAGGUGGGUUAGCCCUUCCCCAAUAGUGCUGCCACCAAGGACCCCGGAAAAACCCAGAAGGCGAAGGCCAGCUGCUGCCCCGGAAGGGGACCCAGGUCUUGCCAAGAAGGGCCCUGCUUUGCAUCCCCCUCGGGGUUCUUGGGGGCAGACAUUUGCUGGCGGCAGACUGGGCAGCUGCCCACAGGCUCUCACCAGCCCCGCGGCCCUGUCCUCUCACCCCCGGAGGAGCAGCUGGCUGAGGCUUGUGGGACCCUGUCCGCAGAGCAGAGGCCAUUCAGAGAGUUCCUCCUUGAGCCUCACGAGAUCCUGCUGAGGGGUGUUAACCUCAGAUGGGGAAACAGAGGCCCAAGAGGAGCCGCCUUACCCUGCUCCAGGUCAUGUGGGCAGACAUCCGUCCCAGGAGUGGGCAAAUCCACUCACUCACUCAUUUGCCUGGUCACUCAUUCCUUCAAGGGCCAUUUCCUGAGAACCUACUGUGUGCCCUGCACUGUGCUAGACAUCAUAGGUACUACCGUGAGUCAGGCAGUCACAGCAGGGAAUCCUGGGGGACAUUCUGCAGGGGACCCACACACAAACAGCACCCCACCCACUCAGGGCAUCCGGGACAGCUUCCCAAAGGAGAUGGCAUCUGAGCGAGACCUGGAAGUUAAGUAGACGCUGGACAGGUGGAGAGGGGGGAAGAGUGUUCCUGACAUAGGGAACAGCAUGUGCAAAGGCCCAGUGGUGAGUGGGGCUGGAAGGAGCGCAGACGGGUUGGCACUUGGAGGGAAGUUGAAGGUGGGUGAAGACGAAGCGGGGUGGUCGGCAGAGCCAGUUCUGGCUGCCGAGUGGAGAGUGGACCGCAGGGAACCCGACUAGAGUUGGUGGAAUUGCUGUCACCUGAGGUGGUGACGAGGAACAGGGAAGAGGAGGUGGAGAAGAGGAGACGAGGGACUCAGGAGAGCCAGGAACAGGAUUUCCAGGACUCCGUGUUUGGGCAUCAGGGAGAAAGAGCCGUUUCUGAAUGUCUCUUGGGUCUCUGGCUGGAUGAAUAGCGACACCACUGACAUGGAUGAUGAGCCCCAGAGGAGGGGCAGCUUCCCUGGGGGGCUCAGAGCCCAGCAGGCCUGCCUCUCCCUCCCCCGCCCCCCCCCACUCUCCCGCCUCACUCUCCCCCGUCCUGCCGCCCUCCACUCCCCUCUGCUCUGAGGACCUCUCAGAGCUGAGCCUGAGAGCUGAGAGUUCCCACCUGCCCUCGAGCACUCACAACAGGGGGAGCACACUCGGAAGGCCUAGGCACCUCCUCUGGCCACCAGGCUGUCCAGCCAAGGUCACCUCUGACCAGCCCAAGUGCCCCUCACUGAACAGAGGUGGAUGUCUGCUCGGGUCUCUGCCCUGGACCCCUCUCGGGGGGUCUCCCUCGCCCCCCCAGCCCAGAAUCGAUUGUGGGGGGACUCGGUUCUCUUUCUGCCCCUCUUGUCGCCCAGACCUGGAGCAGAAGAUCCUGCAGGUGCUGAGGGGUGCUGGCUCCCCGGUGAAGGCUGCCCAGCUGGCCAAGGACUGCCAAGUGCCCAAGAAGAGACUCAACCAAGUCCUCUACCGGAUGAAGGAGGAGGCGAAAGUCCACCUCGAGGGCCCCGCGACAUGGCGCCUGGGCGAGGGUCAGACUGGAGAAGUGGUUCCCACAGAGCGGGCCCAGCCCUGCCAGGCGAGGCCCCAGCAAGAAGUGGCUGCAAUUCCGGAGACACCUUGCCCUCAGCUCAGCAAACGGCAGAUGGAGAUCUACAGGUUUCUGGAAGCCAGUGGGCCCCAUAAGGCCCUGAGCAUCGCGCAGGCCCUGGGAAUGAGGACAACGAAAGACGUCAACCGCGACUUGUACACUCUGAGGGACAGACACCUCCUGAACUACGACCAGAAGACAAGCGCCUGGGCGGUUUACCAACCAGAGAAUUCUGGAGGAAGAAAUCAGUCCGCCACAGUUAUUUACCAGCAAAACCCCAUCACCAUGAUCUGUCAGAACGGCCCAUACAGCCACAUAUCCAUCGAGAACAGUGAAGGCAUCCAGAUCGGACAUGGGAACACCAUAGUGAGACAGACGGGCUCUGCGGAGAACGGCUCGGCGGCUCCCCUCCACCUCCCACCAACGACGCCAGCUGAUGCCUCCACUCAGGGUCCCCUGGCUGGAGCCUGCAGCCCCCAGGACAUCCGCAUAGAGAAGUCUGUGCUCAGACGGGUGCAGCUGGGACAUGGCAACGAGAUGAGCUUUCACAGCCCCCCGGCGGAGGGGCCUGCCCACAGUCCCUCUGGCAGCCCCCCAGUCUCUGCCACCUCUGCCAGCCCAGAAGCUGUGUUCGAAAUUCGAACGCCCGAACCAGGACCUCACCCCCAGGGGGACAUGGUCCAGAGAGUCCAGAUCACUUCAUGCUUCCUUGAGGACACCGCCAUCGGCAACAGCAACAGAAUGACUGCCAGUCCAGGGCCAGCGGGUCCAGAAGGACCCGCAGGGCCUGGGGACACCAGGAGGGACCAUGGGGAGCCCGGACAGGAUGCAGCUGCUGCACCAUCCGGGGGCGAGCGCCCCCACAGCGCGGGUCAGGCGGCCCGCGACAGCAUUUCCACGCUCGCCGCCUCCCUAGAAGCUGUGAGUCUUGAGAGCAGGGGUCCCGAAACCGAAGAAGACGGCUGCUGAGUGGACGGAGCCUCAGGGCGGGGUCCGGGGGCAGUGGGCUCAAAACCAACGGCCCGCGGGCCGACUCGCGCAGAGAGAGGCCGGGUGGCAUCGCCUGCGAGCUGGGCACCGUGUUUUCCAUAAACGGCGUUGUCGACCUUCUCGACUCCUGACACGUGGCCAGCGUGCGUUGGCAUUGGGGCGGGCCUGGCAUGGGGCCGGGCAAAGGCGGGGUCUGCUGGUGGCCAGGGCAGCCUGACAGGGGUCGGUUGGGGACUCUCGGGGUGCCGAGAGGAGGGGCUCAGCGGGAGUGGGGCUCAGCCAGCCAGCAGAGCCCGGGCGGCUCCCCCCAUCCCUCCUGGGCCCGCCUUCCACCACGGUCCACUCUCUCCUCCUCACUCAGGGCCUGACUUCCUCAAGGCCCAUGGUGCUGCCUGACCUCUUUACCCCCUGACUUUUCUAGAACCUUCCCCACUUUGGCCCUGAUCUCUCAGGAUUUCUUAGCUGAACUUCCAGAGAACCAACCCCUCCCCUCCAGGCCCCAGCGUAAGUCAUUAACCAGCCUGUGGUCAGGUGACCUCAGCUUGUGGGGGUCUGAGUUCCCUUAGAAGGGUUGUGGGCGCUGCACCA